AUGAGUUCUCAAGGGGCAGCUGGAUUGUCUUCUUCUCGAAAGAAGACGAAGACUGUGCAGAAAUCUGCACAAGAACUCGAUCCUGUUGCAGACGUUGGUGAGCCCAACGCUGCACCAAUUGACCCUGACCCAAUUGGGAGCCCUAAUGCACCUCCAGACGAGUUAGACUCGUCAGGAGUGGUGGCUGAUACAGAAGUACCAGCCACGAUCACUGCUGAUCUGGACAACGUGCUGAUCAACACUGAGACUCAGUCAGCGGCAAGAGGCACAGGCCCUACAUCACCUGUGCCACUACCACUACCACUACCACUUACCAUGAGUAGCAAGUCGACAGGGACUAAUAAUCCCCCUGUCAACAAACAAACGGCAAAGGGAGACCUUCCAUUCUCCGUUGUCAUCCCACCAGAAAAUGUACUGUGGAAGGAACUCAUCCAGAUAAUGAAUGGCUUCCACAAACAGUUGGAUGACAGAAUGAGUGCGGUCACGGACAGACUCGAUAAAUUAGAUUGCAGAAUGGAUGCACUGGAGGAUCACCAGGAGAUUACUCCUGGAAGGAUUCCUCAACUAGUCGGACCUAGUGAUGCGAUGAAGACCUCAGGGGCUCCUGAAGGGCCCUUGGAGUCUACUGCACUAUGUGACCAAGGGAUGUGUCCCAUGGUCAUGAUGACUCAGAACUUGCAUGACAACGACAACAUGCCCAUCGAGUACAUCCAUGUCCCAGGAUCAGGGUAUCCUGGAGUGCAGAUAGCCACUAUAUUCCCUGACCUGGAAAGUGAGAAAUCCGCCUCGUCACUGGCAUGGAUACCUUCCCAUUUGAAAGAGAAAUGGGUGAACAAGGAUUGUAUCAAGCUUGUUCACUCUUUCAGACCACCAAUCCGACCCCCUGAUGAUGGAACCAACACUCAGGGUGAUGACCUCCAGAAGGCCAUCACGGAGAUGUUGGGGCAGGCAGUUGAGGUGGUUGUACAACAACUGGCAUGGCUCAAGGAUGAGUAG
This is a messenger RNA of Cantharellus anzutake, 996 nucleotides long. RefSeq lists its product as uncharacterized. The transcript has 3 exons. The coding region runs from base 1 to 996 and encodes 331 amino acids. The record is from RefSeq and is a predicted model, not a curated record. Lineage: Eukaryota; Fungi; Basidiomycota; Agaricomycetes; Cantharellales; Hydnaceae.